UGCCUGACGCGCUGCUAUAUCAUGCAGCAUGCUCCAACCACCAAUCUUCUCAUAUCCGACACAAUCAGCUGACACAUCAACAACACACCACACAUAGAGGAAGCUACAGUACAGAAGCAUUUUCCGUUUGAUUCCUUAGACAUGACUGACCAAAAUCGAGCACAACAGAAUAGGAAAAAUAUGAGUAUUCCUGAAUUCUCCAAGCUUCAUCCGGUCAUCCCAAGAAGAUACGUACCAGAAUGGACAAACGACAUGAGAAACAGAGAAUUGAUCAUCAAGAACUGUGAAGUCAGUGGAAUAAUUCCAAAGGGUCCUCACGAUGAGAGCCUUUUCUUAGACAAGAGAGAGAGGAUGAAUGAAGUAGAGCCACGUCAACGUUGUGAAUCCAAACGACCAGCUCUGGAUCGCUACACUGCCCUCAGACCAGAGUUCCACACCACACAGUCCAAGUACCAAAGUAGUCUCAUGUUCAGAAGGGACGAUUUUAACGAGACGCAGUAGUUUAUUUGAAGAACAAGAAGCUUUGCAUGGUCUGGAAAAUAAAUAAAGAGUAAACUUGCGGUUACAACCACAAAAGAGAUUUAAUACAUGGUUGUACCCGCAAGUUUACUAUUUAUUAUUUAUUUAUAUUUACUUCUUAAGAACUAGCGUGUUUGGUAAUACCAUGUUAUUUAACAUGCCAAUUGAUCUUUUAAAAGCUUUGCACUCAAUCAUGGAAUUUUGUUAUUUUAUUACACGUUUUGUACAAACUAACUAUAUUUUUCUGCCCAUGAGUACACCUUCCAAAGAGAUAGAGAUUUUCAACUUGUUACAAGAAUUAAUGCAGCUUAAGCCUAGUUCACAGGCUGAAUCUAAUUCAAAAAUAAUUUAUCAUGACGUCAGUUGAGUAGGGUGCCUGCGAAGGCUGUUCGCUGGCCAAUCUUACAGAUUUGUGUUUCCAUUGUUCAUCAUUGGUUUACCCCCCCCCAAGGUGGCAGCUGGAUGACGUCAAUUCAUAAAGUCUGUGUGGACUAAAAUGAACUCAUUGGGAAUAAUUUGACCCCCUAUUCUGGGAUAAAGCAACCCAGUGAAUCCUAAAUGUUACUGUCCAACUAACUUAUGUCAAUCUCGGAUGGUAAAGAACCCAUUCUCCUGGGUGAUAGUUGUGGAGAAUUGUAUUUCCUCUGACCAAAUAUCUCUUCAGAGAGAAAUUCACCGUGCUGAUCAUAACUGAAAGUGCAGAUGUCAACAAGCUCUUCACACAGAUGGUUUCACAAAAUGGCCGCAAGUUUUGUGUUUGGAUGUUGUUCUUAAAGACAAGAAUCACCGUCAAAAAGUAACAAUCAAUUGUUUUAUCAUAGAGUAAAAAAGACAAGGACCACUUUUGAAUUAUUAUUUUUUUUUUCGAUGAAGGAAAGUUUAUUCUCAUACCAUUCAUUUUUAAUCCUCUUAAAUGCAGGUUUGGACAACCAACCACUAUGUAAACUUCCGUAAAACUAAUUUGUAAAUAUCAAGUAACCGCAUGUACAUGUUAUUCUAAUCUAAUUUGAUUUUUUGUUAAUUUGACUUAGUUUUAAUUGUUACACUUCACGUUGUUUAUGAAGUUUAUUUUGUUAGCUUUGCAAACGAUAAGAAUAAACUGAAUUGUAUUUACAAUAAGA
Asterias rubens (European starfish) is the source of this 1640-nucleotide messenger RNA. RefSeq lists its product as uncharacterized. The transcript is spliced from 3 exons. The record is from RefSeq and is a predicted model, not a curated record. NCBI's taxonomy places the organism in Eukaryota, Metazoa, Echinodermata, Asteroidea, Forcipulatida, Asteriidae. Bases 142 to 501 code for a protein of 119 amino acids.